AUGGCGUCUCCUACUACCCCCGCGAGCGCUACAACGAACACAAAUCUUCCUGCGGAUUCCAACCACAGACUCGAGUCCACAAACCAAGAGAGUCACACAAAAGCCAAGAUGUAUACAUCAUCAACAACGCCUGUCGCACUAUCCGUCCCAAGUUCAACUUCUAUCACCUCAAGCACUACUUUUACCGUCAUGUCAAUCAAAGCAAGAAGCACGGAUAGCAGCGAAGACAGCUCUGCAGACUUCACAGAUGAUGACGGUUUUGCCCAAGGCCACCCAAUCAAAGCCUUCAGUGGCCUGGAGUCAAAUAAUGUUGUUAAUGAGAAUGUUAAGAAGAGUGCAUCUUCUAUGAUCAGUGCAAAGGGUUGGUCUGGCUUGCUAGCUCUUAGUUUGGUGGUUGUAUUCCAAUGUCACUAA
Molecule: messenger RNA, 414 nt
Organism: Penicillium brevicompactum
Lineage: Eukaryota; Fungi; Ascomycota; Eurotiomycetes; Eurotiales; Aspergillaceae
Exons: 2
Coding region: 1-414 (137 amino acids)
Source: RefSeq, a predicted model, not a curated record